AUGGUGCCUCUCCAUUGGUGUCUGCUGUGGUUGCUACUACCACUCAGCUCAAGGACUCAGAAGUUACCCACUCGAGAUGAGGAACUUUUUCAGAUGCAGAUCCGGGACAAAGCAUUUUUUCAUGAUUCAUCAGUAAUUCCAGAUGGAGCUGAAAUUAGCAGUUAUCUCUUUAGAGACACACCUAAAAGGUAUUUCUUUGUGGUUGAAGAAGACAAUACUCCACUAUCAGUCACAGUGACUCCCUGCGAUGCACCUUUAGAGUGGAAGCUGAGUCUCCAAGAGCUGCCAGAAGAGGCAAGCGGGGAAGGCUCAGGUGACCCAGAGCCUCUGGAGGAACAGAGGCAGCAGAUCAUUAAUGAGGAAGGCACAGAAUUAUUCUCCUACAAAGGCAAUGAUGUGGAGUAUUUUAUAUCUUCUAGUUCUCCGUCUGGUUUGUAUCAGUUGGAGCUUCUUUCAACAGAGAAAGACACACAUUUCAAAGUCUAUGCCACCACAACCCCAGAGUCUGAUCAGCCCUACCCCGAAUUACCUUACGACCCAAGAGUAGAUGUCACGUCCCUGGGACGCACCACAGUCACCUUGGCCUGGAAACCGAGCCCUACAGCGUCUCAGCUGAAACAACCCAUUCAGUACUGUGUGGUCAUCAACAAAGAGCACAAUUUCAAAAGUCUCUGUGCUGUUGAAGCAAAACUGAGUGCAGAUGAUGCUUUUAUGAUGGCUCCAAAACCCGGGCUGGACUUCAGCCCCUUUGACUUUGCCCACUUUGGAUUUCCUUCAGAUAAUUUGGGUAAAGAACGCAGCUUCCUAACCAAGCCUUCCCCCAAACUGGGGCGGCAUGUCUACUCGAGGCCCAAGGUUGACAUUCAGAAAAUCUGCAUAGGAAAUAAGAACAUCUUCACCAUCUCAGACCUGAAACCCGACACGCAGUAUUACUUUGACGUCUUCGUGGCCAACAGCAACAGCAACAUGAGUACGGCUUACGUGGGCACCUUCGCCAGGACCAAGGAAGAGGCAAAACAGAAGACGGUCGAGCUCAAAGAUGGAAAAGUGACAGACGUAUUUGUCAAACGGAAGGGAGCCAAGUUUUUGCGGUUUGCCCCAGUCUCUUCACACCAAAAAGUCACUUUCUUCAUUCACUCUUGUCUGGACGCUAUCCAGAUCCAAGUGAGAAGGGAUGGGAAGCUUCUUCUGUCGCAGAAUGUGGAAGGCAUUCGGCAGUUUCAGCUCAGAGGAAAACCUAAAGCCAAGUAUCUCAUUCGCCUGAAAGGACACAAGAAAGGAGCAUCUAUGUUGAAAAUACUAGCGACUACAAGGCCGAGUAAGCAGCCAUUUCCCUCUCUUCCAGAAGACACAAGAAUCAAAGCCUUCGACAAGCUCCGCACCUGUUCUUCGGCCACGGUGGCUUGGCUGGGCACUCAGGAGAGGAACAAGUUCUGCAUCUACAAAAAGGAAGUGGAUGAUAACUACAAUGAAGACCAGAAGAAAAGAGAGCAAAACCAAUGCCUUGGACCAGAUACAAGGAAGAAAUCGGAAAAGGUCCUCUGUAAAUAUUUCCACAGUCAAAACCUACAGAAAGCAGUGACCACAGAAACAAUUAAAGGACUUCUGCCUGGAAAAUCUUACCUGCUGGAUGUUUAUGUCAUAGGACAUGGGGGGCACUCGGUGAAGUAUCAGAGUAAAGUCGUGAAAACCAGGAAGUUCUGUUAGUUACCUCACAGAGAGAGAUACUAUUACAUAGAACUGCAGGAGAGACACGAAAUCACUUUCAGUAUAAACUGACUACUCCCACAGCUGAGAGAAGUUGUGACUGGUGCUGGUACUGGGGAAGGAAGGAUAUCAACUUGUGUACAUGGAUGUUUAUAUGAGUAACUGUUGAGGAGCCUUGUUCUAGUGUGCCCCGAUGGCACCUAGUGUGUGUCUGCUGCCCGUGGAUGUCAAAGAUAGAGGACAUCUUGAAGGAACUGCCAUCUCUUGCUUUGACCACUGCAUGAACUGCUUCUAAAUUAUUUUAUUACCUAAAAAUCUAAGAUAAUGCCAUUCAUUGCACACAUCCACAAAAUGCAAAUCAUUCCUCUCUAUAGAUGCUAGGAUAUAUAUAAAUUAUUUUAUAAAGUCAUUUUAAAUGUCAGUGUUUCUAUGAUUGUAAACUAUUAAAUUCUUUUCCUGUUAAAGUACAGAUCUAAUCUAAGUAUAUUAAGUGGACAGCCCUCUAGUCAGUUAUAUUGCUAUUGUAAAUUCUUAUCUGUUGAGUAAAAUGUUUAAAUACUAUAUGUAUCUCAUGUACAAAGUUGACAUACAUUAUAUUCAUGUACAUAAAAUUAAAGAUAUUAGAUUAUAUACUGUUCAUUUUCCCAAGCAGCUACCACGGUGUAUUCAAUUUCUAUUCUGCUCACAAAACUGCGUCUUUAUAGAAUUUGGCACCAGAAUUGACCCUUUUUUAACAGUUAAGAAAGCAUGUUGCAUCUCUCUAAAGUUUCUGUGGCAUUAGAGAGAGUUGCUACAAUUUGUAUUUUGACACUGAAUUGGAGCCAGAGCCAGGUAUCAGCAGGGUUGAGGGAGCUCUAAUAGAUUUGUUUUAAAAGAAUAGGAUAAGCCAAACACUGUAGCUUGGUAAGUGUUCAACACAUCGUUCUUAAUGACCUAAAAUGUAUUUCAUUUAUUUUAAAAAUAAGCAUCUGUUUUAAAUACAAAAUUGGGACAUUGCAAGUAUUUUCCAUCUUCUUGAAUAUUAGCAAAAUAAUUAUUUUAAUUUCGACCCGAAGCAAUCUAGCAACCACCAGUUAGGACUCGAGCUAGAAAUGAGGAAACGACAGAAGCUACUGUUUUGUAACAUUAACAGUCUGAUACUUUGAUUUGUCACGAAUUUUUACAAAGUAAUUUAGGUGUAAGAUAAAAUAUAGGCAAAUAAUAACAGAAACCGUUUAGCAAAGACUGCACAAAGAGCCGCUUUAGAUGGUUUCAUUCUCCACAGUUCUAUACAUGAGAUGUCAUGAGAACAUUAGCUCAGGAUUCAGAGAGUGUAAAGUCUGUCAUCACCAAAGCCACAUAACCUUAAGAAAAUCUAGUAACUCCCGUUGCCCCCCUUUUCCAUUUAUAAAGUAGGUGGUGACAGAUUCAGAUAAGGAGACAUUAUAAGAUACCUUCUUUAUAAGACAUUGUCUUUUGUAGAAUUCUGUGAGUCUUAAAUUACAAGGUGCUCCUGUAAAUACAAGUGGGGACAGGUAUAAUCUCUUAACUUCUACACUGUCCCCUACAUGCAGGCACCACCUUUCAUACAGCGGGCAUGCAUCCGUAGCAUUCCUAUGGAGCACAGAAUUGCUUUGGCUAAGAUAAGUGGUGGCCAAUAGGAAAGGUGCUCUGAUCACCUUAGGAUAAAAUAUUUCCACUAAAAAUCUAUCCUCCCACUCCUCUAGGUUAUGAUAUUAAAAGGAAAUUGAUCACAUCUAGAUAAAACAGUAAUGACACCUGAAAGAAUUUUUAAAAAGAAAAAAAGAACACAUACCGAAACCAGGUAGCCUAUCAGACUGGAAGGAGAACUUUAAAAUUGACAAUAUCCCAGAGAUGUUAACAUCCUAAGCUAUAAACGUGGUGCAUUUGGAGGGAGAACCAACUUUCUCAUAUUACUCACUAAUAUGUUAUUACAGACCAAAGUGCUAAAUGGAGCCACAGUGGAUCAAAGAGUUAUUGCAGCUUCUGAAGGCAAUGGACUUAACUCUCAGAUAUUGCUUAAUGCCUGGGAACCCCUGGGAACAGGGCCAACUCAAUUUAACCAAGUUUUUGCUUUUCAGCCAGCUGUGAUGCUGGUUACUACAUAGUUUGGAUAAAUUUGAGAAUUCUUUCAUGGCCCCAGUGAAAUUUGCCUUUUAGAACUUGUAGGGAAAUUAAAUACACAUUGUGAAACUUUUAUCAGUCACAAAGAAAGGGUAAAACCUAUUAAAAAUAAAGAUCUCAUUUACGAAUGUGUUAGAAUUUUAGCAGCACUCAGGUGAGCUGGAGACAAGAAAAAAAAUUGUUCUUAAUUAACAAAGAACUAGAAAGUAGCUAAUACAAAAGCACCACCUUAUCUUCUUUAAACUCCAGGAUAGCUGUUUUGAGAACAGGGCUUUCAGAAUCCCAAGGAUAGCCAUAGUAUCAAUGAGGAGGGAAGAAUCUUUGAGGACACUUAGUUCAAGGUCACUCUCUUUAUUUUUCAGGUGCAGAAGAAAUUAAAGACCAGAGAAAUAAAAAUAAAAUUCCCAUGGUCGAAACAGAGAGUGGAAUUGCCCAGAUUCCAAAAUAUUUACCGGAAUGUAAAUCACUAAUUCUUGAGGGGGCAAUGUGACUUGUGGAUCAUUUUCCAAAAGUAAAUAAUUUUUUUGUCUUAUUUAUUACUUCAAAGGAACUUAUUCUUAAAGGCCAUUUCAGAUUUUCUUAAGAAUGUGUGUAACCUAUGACUGACUUCAAACUUGUAAGAAAAAAAAUUAGUUAUUUUCAGAGACAUGAAGUAUUUUAGGUUUUCAUGCACAUACAAACUUGAGGCUAUAAGAUCAUUAAUCAACUAUUGUAAUGAUAAGCCCUGUAUUUUUUGAAUCGAAAACUAUUCAGAAUCUAUAAAAAAAUUAUAGCAGAUGAUUUUCUUGGUUAAAUUAUUUUGUAAUCAAUGUCUAGCUUAAAUUUUUAAGUGUGAAGCUUAAAAGGUAUGUGCUGGAAAGGAUAUAUUCAUUCCUUAUUUUCAUUACUCAGAGUACAUUUGAAAAGAUCAUGAUUUUGGUGUCUUGAAAAGCCAAAUGAAAUGAAUUCAAUUAAAAAAAAUCACUUAGGUGAACUCUCCAGUUUGAAAUCAGUUUAAUGAUUCUUAAUAGAUUAGAGGUCUAGAUGUAUUCAAUGAAAACAUACACACACACACACACACACACACACACCCUCAGUUUUAUAUACAACUCAGUAGAUUUGAUGGACCCCAAACCAAUCAGGAUCUCCUCCAAUACUUUACCAACCCCUUUUAGAGAUCAUCUAUUUCUACUAACUCAUUUUAUAGAUGAGGAAAUUGAAGCCCAACUAAGAUGAGAACCCAGAUUCCUGCCCUCCCAGUAAAUGUUCACUCUAGGAUUUCAUUGUAAGCAUUUCUUUACUCCAGAAAGCAUGCAGCGGCUCAUCCAGAGUAUAUUUCUUUGUCUCUCUUCCUUGGCUGGUUUCAAAGCAAAACAAAACAAGAACUAGCAUCUAACUUGAAAAACAAGGUCAUUUGGAGCAUCUCCAACCACUUCCUUCCCCACUUUGAUAUGGUGUGAUGGAGACAAAAUCGUCUGGGAACAUGACUUUGGGUUGUCACCAGCACCAAGAGAAGUGACCACUGCCAGACUUCAGCUGUCCUCUGCUCUUGGUUGUCCACAGGACCUGGGAGGCAUCAGGGCACACUCAUUGUUGUGUUUUCCCCCAGAGAAUUUUGGCCAGAUAAAUAUGCAGUGGUUUGGGAUUUGAGCCUUGUCUGUUGCUUGAAAGGUGGAAAGUGAGAGAGAGGAGGGCAGGGAGAUAAAAUGGAGUGUGGAGAAAAGUAUAGUUUUAGCUAAUUUCUUUCUUAAGAGGCCUGAGAGAAUAAGGGCAGUGAGAUAUCUACUAUAGCUUAACCUUAUUAAAGUUUUGGAUUCUGUUUGAUGUGAAAUAUUGUAUUGGAAAAUUUGAUCUAGAUCACCAUCCACUCUAUUAACAUUUUAUCCACUGAUUGAUAUUCUCACUUCCUAGGAAUGGUCGAUCAUGUUAUUUGGAUAAGAUUUUCGCUUCUGUUUAUUCACAUUCCUCCUUCUCAGCCUUUGAGAAAUUUAGUAAUCAGAGUUCAGAGAUAACGUUGCUUAGAGUGGCUUUUCAUAUCUACCCUCACACCUCUUUUGAAGAUACUUUUUAAAAGUUUAUUUGUUUAUUUUUAAGAGAGAGAGGAGCAGAGAGAGGAAGAGCAAGCAGGGUAGGGGCAGAGAGAGGGAGAAAGAAUCCCAAGCAGGCUCCAUGCCGUCAGUGCAGAGUCUGAGUUGGAGCUCAAACCCAUGAACCGUGAGAUCAUGACCUGAGCCGAAACCAAGAGUCGGACGCUUAAUGGACUGAGCCACCCAAGUGCCCCUCAAAGAUUUUUUAAAAUAUUUUUUCAAAGUGUAAAAUAAAUUGAAGUCUAUUGAUUGCCAUCACAGAAAAAUAAUUGGCUCUGAGAUUGAGGGGUGCAUGGCCUUAGGCAUAGUUACAUUGGCAUUUUGUCAUUAUUCAGAUACUAAUAAAGAUAUGGUGACAUCAGGUACCCCACAAGUGUUAGAGGGGGAGGAAAGUAGUACAAGGAGGGACACUGAGUCCUAGUAAAAGACUCAUUAAGAAACAGAAAUAAGGAGGAAUGUAAUUCACCAUCCCAUUAUGCUACAGAGAACUUUCAGCAAAGCGUCAGGUUUUCCUGAAACUUGUCAGAAAGGUAGAUUUAAAGACUUUGAGCCAAGGACACAUCAAGCACCCUCCCAGGAUGUGGAUGUGUCCUAAGACUUCAGAAUUUGAAACAAUAUUUGAGUUGAGACAAAGGUGUAAUAAAGAGAAGUCAGAGCAGACCAAUUUUCAUUGUGGGUGAUGAGAUCCAGACAGAACAGUCUGGGAAAAAAGAGCCAUCCUACAGCAAGAGAUGUGAUGAGUGUGUUACUUUGUUUUGAAUCCGAUACUAUCAUCAGAAACUGAGUUUUAAGCAGCAAUUUCACAAUGUUUUGGGUCUCUCUCUUAUUGUAUAAAUACUUGGCAAUAUUAAUGUUACCAUAAUUUGGAAAUAAGCAAAUGUAUUUCUUGUCUGUAGUUUGCUCUUGGUAUAAUCCUUCUAACUUGUGUAAGUAAGGCAGCACAGAAUAAUAUAAGCAGUUGUUUUAUGAUAUGUUUGACAAAACCCCAAAUGUCCAUCCUAAAUCAUAACCCUGAAAGGGUUUUCCUUCUGAGAAAAAUUGUUUAUGAUAAAUAGAAUAAAGUACAUUAAUACACAGCAGCAUUAGAGGUUAGGCUGUUCAGUCUCAUCUCUUCCUAUAAAAUGAACGGAGAGGUAUUAAGUAAGAUUAAUGUGAUAGCUGCUUUUCCCAUUCAGGCUGGAAAAUUUUCCACACCACCAGAACAACAGCAGUUUUUAGAAGCAGCUUUACCCUCAAGAGCCACAGAAAUAUUGCAUAGGCUUCGGUGUUUGUCUGACCCAUUUCAUGCUCAUCUGCAGAUCCGUAUGGCAAAGUAACUAGAUUUUGGCUUAACCAUGUAAUAGUAACAACAACAGAUAGAGUUUGCUACAUGAGCAAUUUCUAAGAGCAGCUGGUGUCGUCACAAAUACGGCCCAUUUCCAAAGACCGAGUGUCCGUGUAUCACAGCAGCCACAACUAGCCUUAGACACAUUUACUGUGUCCUGCUCUUUCUGGAUGGAGUAAGAACUUUACCUGAGACAAGAGGCAAGGGAGACAAGUGAGAGGCACAAGUAUACAUAUAUUUGUUUAUAAAUAACCAAGUAAAAUUCAAUUAGUUUUAUUAUGGUAAAAUGCCAUCUUAAGAACAGCUUUUAAAGAAACAACAGACUCUGGCUGGCUAUUUUUAAAUGGCAGUGUUGAAUAUCUCCCUCCUGCUGAAUAAAGCUUGCCAUUCUUUCUCAAAGAGUCCAAGAUCUAAAUUACAGGUUGCUGAAUUUUUGCCUGUUUUCAUCAUGUACAUGAUAACGGCCUCCCCUGAGUUAUCCAUGGUGAUCUUCAGGUAUGGGAAUAGAUGACAAAGAUAUCGAAAGCAGGGUAAGAGCACAGCAUUUACAUUUAAAUUGCUUGUGUUUUGUGCAAGUUCCGUGGACUGAUGGCAGAACACUGUGCUUCAAAUACAGCUGUGUGCUGAGCAAACUUGACUGCUUCACAUUCUGAAAGCCAGCUCCUUUGCCAAUUGCACGGGCAAGCAUUCCGGGAGGCCUGAGUUGAAAUGUGCAGAUAAAUACUCAGUUCUGGAGUUUUUGGAGCCAAAGCAUACAGAAUACUUAUGCUCUGCUAUGGAAAUCUUGGAAGAACAGAACUUCUGUUUUUAAUGUUUCUGAGGAUUUAAGACAGUUCUUAGACUACUUAUUACCUUUCAUAAAACUCACUCCCACUUUUAAAAUCUCUUGGUGACUUACCUAUAUUAAAAAGAGGAAAAGAAUACUUUUUGAUUCCACCAAGUUUUCUCUUCUCUGUUGAAGUUAAACAAAGCUCUAGGGGAAAGGACCGCAGUGGAAAGAGUGCAUUAGAAAUGGGACUUCGGGUGUGCAGAUUUUUUUUUUUUUUUUAACUUCUGUGGACUCGAACUUUCUCAUUUGUAAAAUGAGAAGUGAUGAUCUCUAAGAUUCCUUUUGGAAAAGCAGGGAAACUAACAACCUUUAAGCACAUGCCGAGUGCCAGGCAUAUGAAAUACAGUUAUGUAAUCCUAACAACUCUGAGAUGAAGACAGUAUUGUAGUCUCACUGAACAGACAAGUAACCCAAAGAACAAAGGAAUUACAUAAUGUGCUCAAGGUCACAAAGUGAAUACAAAGUGGAUACAUCUGGCUCCAAAUUCAUGCAUCUUUCUCCUUCCACUUGUGUGGUAGUGAGCUCUGCUGCUUAUUAGUGAACCAGAAUUUCAUCAGAAUAAAAUACAGUAAGAGUAGAUGGAUAAAAAUGGGGAAAAGUUAAAAUACACUUAAAGCUUGGCCUGGACAUUUGUAAACAAAUUAUCUUUGACACAGAUAAAUACGGAGAGCUAGAGACAGACGAGAAAUAAUUCACAAAGUAAUGCUAAAUUCCUCUUACUGGGCGGAAUGUUUCCAUUUUAAUGGUGUCCUAUACUACACCACAACAACCUUGCUUGGCGGUUUCCUUAUACAUAUAUUUUAUUAUAUAGAAUUUGCUGUAAUGCUCACAUAUGAUAUAAUAUGUGUCUGUAAUAUGAUGCCAAUAAACCUUUAUUUAAUGCCUUUGUGUUUUAGCAUAUAAAGAGUUGUCUGUGGUUGUUUUUAGUUUUG
Molecule: messenger RNA, 8982 nt
Organism: Panthera uncia (snow leopard)
Lineage: Eukaryota; Metazoa; Chordata; Mammalia; Carnivora; Felidae
Product: protein NDNF
Exons: 3
Coding region: 1-1707 (568 amino acids)
Biological process (GO): extracellular matrix organization
Molecular function (GO): protein binding
Source: RefSeq, a predicted model, not a curated record